AUGGACCAAAUAUCAUACAGAGGUCGUGGUGAUAAACCAACAGAGAUGAAUAAUGAUGAAGGUUUAAAUUUCUCAGUAAAUAAUCGAUUUAGGUUCAAACCUGAAAAAAAAAAUAUCAAAAAAUCAAUAUUUUUGAAAUUCAAUUGGAAAUUAAUAUUAAUAACAUUAGUUGCUUGGGUAUUUAUAAUAAAUCAUUAUGAAAGAAGAGUUGUUAGUCAGGCUAUGAAUCGUUGUGCAUGGUCCAAUUGGGAAAAUUGGGAUAAUGUAAAUAAUGAACCUCAUAGAAUUGCCCUAUUAGCAGAUCCACAAAUUAUGGAUGAAUAUUCUUAUCCAGGUAGACCAUGGCUGAUAAAUUGGAUAACACAAAAAAUAUUGGAUAAUUAUCACAAAAGAAAUUGGAAUUUUAUUCAAAAUAAAUUAGAUCCAGAUUCAACAAUUUUCCUUGGUGAUUUAUUUGAUGGUGGUCGUAAUUGGGAUGAUGAAGAUUGGAUUCAAGAAUAUAAAAGAUUUAAUUCCAUAUAUUAUAAAAAACCAAAUAGGAAAACUAUAAUGACCUUACCAGGGAAUCAUGAUAUUGGAUUUGGUGAUACGGUUAAUAUAACAAGUUUAGAAAGAUUUAAAACUUUUUUCGGGGAUACUUCAAGUAUUCAUCAAUUGGGGAAUCAUACUAUAGUGCUAUUAGAUACUAUAUCCCUUUCUGAUUCUAUAGCUCCAGAAGUUCGUAAACAUCCACAACAAGUCUUAGAUUCAUUAAGUGAAUAUGAUCCUAAUGAAAACCCAAGAAUUCUAUUAUCACAUGUUCCAUUAUAUAGAUUCCCUGAGCAACAACCUUGUGGACCUUUAAGAGAAUCCAACAAACCAUUCCCAGUUAUGAAAGGUAAUCAAUAUCAAACCGUGAUAGAUUAUGAAAUCUCACAAGAUAUCUUGACCAAAAUAAGACCCAAAAUAGCAUUUAGUGGUGAUGAUCAUGAUUAUUGCCAUGUUAGUCAUGAAUAUAACCACCCAGUGGGAGGGAAAGCAAAAGCUGAUGAAAUUACAGUUAAAUCAUGUUCAAUGAAUAUGGGGAUUUCAAAACCUGCAUUCCAAUUACUUUCAUUAAAUAAUCCAAAAGGAACUACUAGUUCAGAGACUUAUAAAACAAAUAUUUGUUUCUUACCAUUACCAUUUAGAUCAUUAAAAGCAUAUAUAACAAUGGGUAUAUUAAAUUUGAUCCUAUAUCUAAUUAUAUUUUUAUUACCACAAAAAUGGGCAUUAGUGACAAAUAAAUUUAAAGCUUUGGUGGCAGAUUCUGAGGCAAAAUUUCAAUUACCAAUUGCAACAGAGAUUACACCAUCAUAUCAACCGGUUUUAGUAUUAGAAAAGGACAUUUUGGGGUUUUUCAUAAAUGGUGUGAUUAUUAUAAUUGGUGUGUUAAGUCUUUUUAGUGUUUAUUAUAAUGCAUUUUAA
This is a messenger RNA of Hansenula ciferrii, 1446 nucleotides long. It is a transcript of the gene CDC1, whose product is annotated as putative lipid phosphatase CDC1. NCBI's taxonomy places the organism in Eukaryota, Fungi, Ascomycota, Saccharomycetes, Phaffomycetales, Wickerhamomycetaceae. Gene Ontology annotation, cellular component: endoplasmic reticulum. Gene Ontology annotation, biological process: GPI anchor biosynthetic process. Bases 1 to 1446 code for a protein of 481 amino acids. Gene Ontology annotation, molecular function: hydrolase activity. The record is from RefSeq and is a predicted model, not a curated record. The transcript has a single exon.